Trichobilharzia regenti is the source of this 2215-nucleotide messenger RNA. The record is from the annotation of a GenBank genome assembly. Lineage: Eukaryota; Metazoa; Platyhelminthes; Trematoda; Strigeidida; Schistosomatidae.
UGCCCAUCAUGCACCGAAGCACAAGUUUCGCUGCUCCAACUAGAGGCUCAUACUUCAUAUAGUUGGCCUGAACUUCAGUCUUCAGACCCUGAACUGGCCUUGAUUUACGAACGUGUUCGAAAUGGAGGCGAACGACCGACAACCCAGGAAAUAAGUAAGCUUGGAUGGGAAACCCGGUGUUUAUGGUCUCUGUGGGAUAAUCUGAAAAUUGUCGAUGACAUCCUCUACUACCAACAUGGACCCACUUAUACUCGUCGCGUUGUGGCUCCACAGUCGGCACUACCCACAGUACUAUUGUCAUUACACCAGCAGUUAGGCCACGCGGGCUCAGGGAAAAUGAUUGAAGCGGCUAAAAGACGUUAUUGGUGGCCUCACCAGAGGAAAGACAUCAUAGAUUUCUGUGACUCCUGCGAGGUAUGCCAAACUAUUAAGGCUCCGCACAAAUAUAAUAAGGCACCCUUAGAACCCAUUAUAACUGGCCAUCCGAAUGACUUAGUACAAAUAGACUUGGUUGGACCUCUCCCAGUAACUUCCAGAAAUAAUAACUAUAUUUUAGUCAUGGUAGACCAUUUUACCAAAUGGUGCGAGGCUAUUGCGAUCCCACAGAUUGAUGCUGUAACCAUCGCAGAGUCAAUUUUUGACCACUGGGUCAGCCGUUGGGGGGCACCACUUCAACUGCAUUCAGAUCGAGGAUCCAACUUUGAAAGUAUCGUUGUCAGCGAACUCUGUCGUAUAAUGGGUAUCCGGAAGACACGCACUACCGCGUACCACCCACAGGGAAAUGGCUUGGUUGAACGCACCAAUCGGACACUUAAAUCCCUCUUGCAGGCAUUUGUAGAUCAAAACAACCCCAGGGAAUGGGACCGAUCACUCUCACAGUGCUUAAUGGCAUACAGAGCAAGCAUUCACAAAGCUACGCGUCAAACGCCUCAUUAUAUGGUCACUGGAAGAGAACUCCGGUUGCCAAUCGAUCUGACUUCAAACACACUAGGAGAGGAUACACUGAUUGCAUCCGAACACGUAAUCAGACUUCGACGAAACCUGAACAAGGUACAUCAGAUGACUAGGGAUAUACUCCAAACAAACCAGAGGUACCAGAAAGAAUACUAUGAUAGGAAAGCACAUGGAUCACCAGUGGAGCCAGGAGACAAGGUGAUGCUACUUAAGGAGGCACCACCUAAAGGGAAAGCUCUUAAAUUCCAUAAACGCUGGGAAGGACCAUUCACUGUAGUAGAGGUACUAAGUGACUGCACCUGUAGGAUUCAGGAACCGAAUUCCUCUCAUAGUCUAGUCACACACUUCAAUAGACUAAAACCUUUUCGACAACAGGCCUUAGUUCAGACAAGUCCCGCAGGAACAGUCACCUAGCACUGCGGACAGUGCUCCUAUGGGAGAGGGGGUAGUGUAAGGCAUGGUAAGUUUGGCGGUUUUCUAAUGUUCAAACCAUGCUUGUCUACUUUCAGGUUGGCUGCGAAGUAUGCAGGGAUUGGUUACCCAAGACGAGGCAACGGAUGACCAAUAGGAGUGCCCUUCCCUCUUAUCUAAUUGUAUUGCGAUUGGUUGUAAAUAUAAUACUUGACCUUGAGUCUUCGUUCUUACUAGCACGCAACACUUGUGUGAUCACGCUGCUAACGUGCGCUUUGCUCUCUGUUUCAGAUCAUUGCUUGACGAGUGGGAUUACAUAAAUGGCGAGCCUGCCAACGAAAAAACUUUCUUCUUCCAAGUCUCGACCCAAUGAGGCUUCCAAGAACACUUCGCCUGUCAAAGAGACAGCAUCCAACGAGGUGGAUCAAUUAGCUGAAGUGAGGGCUCCAGCUUUUCAGUCAAAUCAGCCUGCUUCGCGAUAUGUCCAUCCCUUGCCGCAUACACUGGAGGUGGGUGAUGAUUUCGAGCUGUGGUCGGACAAGGUGUGCCGAUACAUUGAUCUGAUGAACGUGCCUCACCCGAACGCAUUCGUCAUCGAUUCUGUUGGACGGUCCUUGGAAAUGUACACAAUUGGUUUGGAUUACGUGCAUAUGCCCUUGACCACCCUGUUGAGUACUCUAAGAGCACGUAUAGUGCCACCAAUACCUCCCAUUGAAGCGCUGAAAAGAUUCAGCGAGUGCAACCAGAGACAAGGUGAAUCUAUCAACCAGUUCACCUUACGUCUCCGCAAGCUUGCGCGUCAAGCUAUGCAGGACAAGACAUAUUCAGAGGUUGAAAACGCUAUAUAUUC